UCUCUGUCAUGUUUGUAAGGGGAGGUUGAGGUGAGGGGUAUUCAGCUGCAACAUGCAACCUCACCACCAGGUGUCACUAAAUUCUACACACUGAACCUUUAAAUACACAGUGGAUGACGGUAAUGCACGUUGAUGUUAAUUGCUUGACUUAAUGGCAAGGGGGUGGGCUAGGAUCAGACAAUUGUGUCCAACCAAAGAAGUUCUUCUUUUUUCGGUUUAUUGAACCAACUUCAAGGUGCAUUGCUGUCAUCUGCUGCUGUACUUCUCUUUCCCUUUUCAUUACUUCGUUACUUAGGGAAUUAAAAGAUAAAAAGCUUUUUAAAAAGCAGGUCGAUGCAUGUAUUGCGUAGUGAUUAAAGUAAUAAAAGUGGCUUCAAAGUGAUGUGGAAUGCAUAUGGAAUGUAGGGGAAUGCCUUUGAUCUAAAAGUAAAUAAUAAUACAUAAUCAGAUGUCCUGUAAACACAGUCCUCUUAACACCUAAACUAUAAAGUAUUUCAGAAGGGAAAAAUAGGACUCUACAACAUGUCGAGGAGACACAGCUAUCAAUUGGCAAACAAAAAAAGAAGACAGAACAAAGAACAAAGAAUCUUUCAAAAAUGGUGAGUAUUUCUGUUAAACACAGUCUCUGAGGAGGAGUUGAUGUGGGAUCUGGGUCAAUGAGCUCACUACAGAGGUAGAAAUGUACAAUGUCAAUCGUUUAGAUACAUUUUUUGAGACACAAUUUUUUGUGUCGCCCUUUGGAGGAUGUUAGGUAAUGUAAAGGGAUAGAGAAAUACAGCAGUAGAUUUCAUUAAUGUACCUUUAGUGGUGGUUGCCACUUGGUAAUAAACCAGGCAAAGAAGAAGAAAAAUCAUUUAAAAUACACUGUAACAGGGAUAAUAAUGGUGGUGACUGACCUUUGAUCGCUUUUUUGUUUCUAAAGCGAGAAUGUAUCACCUUUCAUGUCGGCCAGGCCGGCGCACAGAUUGGAAAUUCAUGUUGGGAGCUCUACUGUUUGGAGCAAGGCAUCCAGCCGGAUGGUCAGAUGCUCGACAACACGAAGGGUGGAGGUAUAGAUGCCUCCUUCAACACCUUCUUCAGUGAGACUAAAGCUGGCAAACAUGUUCCCAGAACUAUUUUUGUCGACCUGGAGCCAACAGUCAUUGAUGAAGUGCGAACUGGAACCUACCGCAAGCUCUACCACCCUGAGCAGCUGAUCUCGGGUAAGGAGUGUGCAGCCAACAACUACGCUCGUGGUCGCUACACUACUGGACAAUAUGUAAUCGAACAGGUUAUGGAUAGGACUCGUAAACUGGCUGACCAGUGCACAGGGCUCCAGGGUUUCUUAAUCUAUCGCUCCUUUGGAGGAGGAACUGGCUCAGGCUUCACCUCUCUGCUGAUGGAGCGUCUCUCUGAAGAGUACGGCAAAAGGUCCAAGCUGGAGUUUUCCAUCUACCCAUCUCCUCAUUUGUCCACAGCUGUGGUGGAACCCUACAACUCCAUCCUGACCACCCACACUACCCUGGAGCACUCCAAUUGCACCUUUCUGGUGGACAACGAGGCCAUCUAUGACAUCUGCUCCAGGAACCUUGACAUGGAGCGCCCCUUCUACACCAACCUCAACAGGCUGAUUGGACAGGUUUCCUCCUCCAUCACCGCCUCCCUGCGCUUCAACGGUGUCCUGAAUGUCGAUCUGAUCGAGUUCCAGACCAACCUGGUGCCCUACCCCCGUAUCCACUUCCCUCUGGCCACCUAUGCCCCAGUUAUCUCUGCAGAGAAGGCCUAUCACGAGCAGCUCUCUGUGGCUGACAUCACAAACGCCUGCUUCGAGCCAGCCAAUCAGAUGGUGAAAUGCGACCCUCGUCACGGCAAGUACAUGUCCUGCUGCCUCCUGUACCGUGGAGACGUGGUGCCCAAAGAUGCCAACUCUGCCAUCGCCACCAUCAAGAACAAGCGUACCAUCCAGUUUGUGGACUGGUGUCCCACAGGCUUCAAGGUGGGCAUCAAUCACCAGGCCCCCACUGUGGUUCCUGGUGGAGACCUGGCCAAAGUGCAGAGGUCCGUGUGCAUGCUGGGCAACACAACCGCCAUCGCAGAGGCCUGGGCUCGACUGAACCACAAGUUUGACCUCAUGUACGCCAAGAGGGCCUUCGUCCACUGGUACGUUGGAGAGGGAAUGGAGGAGGGAGAGUUCUCUGAGGCCAGGGAGGACAUGGCCGCUCUGGAGAAAGAUUAUGAAGAGGUUGGAUCCAGCAGUGUUGUCGAGGAGGAUGAAGACGAAGAGUAUUAGAUAACUCCCUGUUACCUGUUCUCUAUUAAUGCCUCCUCAAAGAUGAACUCACUCGUGAACUUUGUGGCACCGCAGCCGAGGUCAACAUCGCUCACUUCUCCUCUACGCUACUGUAUUCAGAGGACAGUGUGAAAUCUGACAAUAAAUAUAAUAAAAAAUAUUUUCCUAAUUUGAUUUGACAGUCAGUCGUCAUAAUGCUAGUUUGACAUUAUGAUGUGUCUGGACUUUUGCUGGAGUAUUGAGCUGCAAUCUCAGGCUAAACAGCAGUUUUUAACCCUGCUCACAGCAUGGCUCCGGGGACAUCAGUCAGAUGGUGAUCUGGAUGGACUGAAUGACAUGCCUCAACUCGUUGCUGUAUUUACUGCCAAUUAGCAAAUAUUGAACAUGAUAAACAUACUUGCUCAAUACUGUCAGUAAACCAUAAGCAUUCUGAUUGUAAUUUACCUCCGUAGUUUCAUAUGGUCAUGUAAUCCAAAGAUCCUAUUACAGGAAGAACAAGUUCUGGUUUCAACAUACCAAACUUGAAAGUAUCAGUGAACAGGAGAACCUUGGAUCAUUUGUCAGUUUACAAGGUGGAGAUGGAAGCGAUGGCAGCAGCAUUACAUUGGGUAGAAGAGUUACAAUUUAGGAAGGUUGUUUUGUGUACAAGACUUGUGUUCAGCAUUAAUUUCAUUAAAGUAAUUUUCAUCUAACAGAAGGCAAGACUUAGUUAAUGAGAUAUUUGAGAGGCUGUGUAGAGUGGGUGGAUCCAGGAGCUUUUUUAUUCUCUCUCUGUGAGAUAGUGUGUUUCCCAACAUGUUCAUUGUUUCACAGAGAAUAAUUCAUGGAUCUAGAACAAACAGGCAUUUGUAGGGGAAUGAUGUGUAUGAGUGUUUGAUUUAGUGCAGAUCCAAAUAAAAAUCUGGGUUCAUAAGUGGACUGUUUGGCCUUGGCACUCUAGGUAGUUUCUGUCUCCAAUCUACCAUAUCUCUAAACUAUCUUUUUAACCAAAUCAAACUAUUUAUGUUGUAUUAUAUGUCUUAUGUGAUCUAGUGUACUAACUAAUGUCAAAUGAUUUAACUUCCAUUCACUGAGCCUCCAUUCCGAUAUAAACAGGAGAAGUGAGGGAAUAAAAAUAAACUUUAUCUAUGCAGCACUUUUCCAAACAAGAUGCUUUGCGAGUUAGAAAUGAAACAAUGAAGGCAAACAAUAGGAAACAGAUGAAAGCAAUUUGGAUGAUCACACAAUGACAGAAUAGCAUGCUUUUUAUUUAUUUUAAACAAACUUUAUUAUAGGCAGUCAACAAACAAAGUCAACAAACAUAUCAAACAGAGUAGAUGAUGAAUAAAUGCAUAAUGGAUAAAGAUGUGUGUUUUAAUGUUAUGUUUUGUUGUACUGUUCCAUUUCCUUCAUAAAUACA
Hippoglossus stenolepis (Pacific halibut) is the source of this 3668-nucleotide messenger RNA. It is a transcript of the gene tuba8l2, whose product is annotated as tubulin, alpha 8 like 2. The record is from RefSeq and is a predicted model, not a curated record. Gene Ontology annotation, cellular component: cytoplasm; microtubule. The transcript is spliced from 3 exons. The coding region runs from base 1025 to 2269 and encodes 414 amino acids. Gene Ontology annotation, biological process: mitotic cell cycle; microtubule cytoskeleton organization. Gene Ontology annotation, molecular function: GTP binding; structural constituent of cytoskeleton. Lineage: Eukaryota; Metazoa; Chordata; Actinopteri; Pleuronectiformes; Pleuronectidae.